GCCGCUGGUCUGACUGCGUCUGUGGAGCAUCAGGGAGAAAGAUGGGUCCCGGGUCCCGGAGCUGGUCGUGGGUCUGGUGCUGCUUGCUGAGCCUGGGUGUUUUGACCCGGGCUCUGGAGCUGGAGGAGCUGUUUGAGUUCGGAGAAGAAGCCGGAGACCAGCAGCUGUCGCCGGGCUCGGACUCCAGCACCGCGCUGCCCCUGAACGCAUCACUGUUCUUCUUCGAUGAAACCUUCGACAGAGUUUACAUUAACACUAACGGGUUUGUGGCUGUUGCCGAGCCUCCGGCUGAGAGGGAGUACCUGGGGAACAUGCCUGCCAGUUUCAAAAUGAUCGCCGCCCUGCUGGGAGACCUGGACAACAGUGACGGCCGGGGGAAGGUCUUCUUCAGGCAGGACAGCAGCCCGGACGUACGGAGUCGAGCCAGUGAGCACAUCAGGCGGGCUUUCCCCAGAGACGAAGUAGUGGAGCCCCCCAGUGUCCUCAUCGUCACCUGGGUGAACAUGGCGGCCCAGGGGACGUCUGGACGAGGGGACGGACUGGACGCUAAGAGAAACACCUUCCAGCUGGUUGUGGCCUCCAUGGAGUCGUCCUCCUGUGCCAUCCUCUUGUACCCUAGAGAUGGCCUGCAGUUCCUUUCCACAUCCGUUGGGGGUGAGAGUAAGGUCCUGGAGGCUGGCUUCAAUGAAGGACUUGUGCAGGGCUGGUUCUGGAACACCAAACAGGGGACGUACUUCCGAACCACCACCGACGACGAGGCCUCCAUUGGGGAACUUACUGAAAAGACGAACUGUGGACAAAAAGGAGUUUGGGUGUAUGAGAUCGGUGCCUCGCCAUUCUUUGUCGCCAUCCUACCAGGAAUGGUCCAAAGCCUUCCUGGGGAGGAGGAGACUACCACCGAACCUCCCGUGACCAUGUUGCCAAGGCAGCCCGAUGAGCAACAGGAGGUGGACUUCUCAACCUACGAAAUCCAGACAACGAUGACAACUGAAGCAGCACCAUUAGAACAAGAGGAGUUUCCCGCUGAAACUCCCACAGAGUACCAACCCGUUUACCCAGAAGCCAAGAUGGUCACACCAGAAUAUCCCAGACCACAGCCUGACGAGCCAGAGGCUGAGACAGUUACACCAGGGUAUACCAAACCGAAGACUGAAGAGCUGGAUUAUGAGGAACCACGCCAGUUUAGGCCGGAAUACCCAGAAUCUGAGACGGUCACACCAACAUACGCCAGCCCUGAAAGGGUUCAACCAACAUACCCUGACCAAACCGAGACCAGAUACCCCAUCUCUGAGCCUUUGGAACCAAGACACGCCGUCACUGAACCCAGUGAACGGAGAUAUUCUCCAGACCAAUCAAGGUACCCUGACCCUGAUCCAGUCCAAACACAAUACGCCAACCCAGUCCAACCAGUGCCACCCCAUUCCCAGCCCCAGCACCCCCAGAUUGUUGUGGUGGAUGAAGAUGAAGAUCUGAACGUGAAUGUGUUUGGGUACAAUCUGGAGACCUGUGCCCACCACAGGCACAAGUGCUCGGCUUUUGCUGACUGCCGGGAUUACAGCAACGGGUACUGCUGUCACUGUAGGCCUGGUUUCUAUGGUAAUGGGAAGGACUGCAUUGCAGAAGGAAAACCACAGAGGAUGAAUGGAAAGGUGAAUGGCCGAGUGUUUGUGGGAAACUCGCCUUCACCCACGGUGCUCAGUAACAACGACUUGCACUCAUACGUGGUGGCCAAUGAUGGACGGGCCUACGUGGCCAUCAGCAACAUCCCUGACAGCGUGGGCCCCUCCCUUCAACCGCUGUCCUCCCUGGGAGGCGUCAUUGGCUGGGCCUUCGCCCUGGAGCAGCCGGGCUACCAGAACGGCUUCAGUCUAAUUGGUGGCGUGUUUUCCCGGCAGACCGAGGUGAUCUUCCAGCCUGGAAAUGAGCGUCUGAGCAUCAAGCAGCAGUUUAAAGGAAUCGACGAACACGACCACCUGGUGGUGAGCACGGAGCUGGAGGGACAUGUGCCCGCCAUCCCGCUGGGAUCCUCCGUCCAGAUCAACCCAUACAAAGAGAUCUACCAGUACGACAGGAACUUGAUCACUUCCUCCUCCAACCGCGACUACACCAUCACUUCCCCUGACGGCUCUGUCCAGACCAGAAGCUACCAGUGGCGUCAGACUGUCACCUUCCAGAGCUGCCCACACGACGAGGCCGCCGAGGCAGCACCAGCCACCCAGCAGCUCAGCGUGGAUCAGAUCUUUGUGAUGUUCGACGCCAGCAACCAUCUAAUCCGCUACGCCAUGAGCAACAAGAUCGGCUCCGUCCACAGCAGUCUCCCAGAGCAGAAUCCGUGUUUCACCGGCCGACACGGCUGUGACAUCAACGCCGUGUGCAGACCAGGUGAAGGUCUCCAGUUCACCUGCGAAUGUGCUGCUGGUUUCGCCGGAGACGGACGCUACUGCCACGAUAUUGACGAGUGCAGGGAGACUCCCCGGGUCUGUGGACCCGACGCCGUCUGCAGCAAUCAGCCCGGAACCUUCCGCUGUGAGUGUCUGAGCGGCUUCGUGUUCGCCAGCGAUGGACGGACCUGCAUCGCGGAGAACCGUCCGGUGGAUCACUGCCAGAGAGGAAGUCACGACUGUGACGUUCCUGAGAGAGCCGUGUGCAGCUACACCGGAGGCUCGGCCUACGUCUGCUCCUGCCUGCCGGGCUUUGUGGGUGACGGCCGGGCGUGUCGGGACGUAGACGAGUGUCAGCAGGAUCGAUGCCACCGCGACGCCUUCUGCUCCAACACGCAUGGCUCCUACACCUGCCAGUGUCGUCCUGGUUUCCAUGGCGACGGAUUCCAGUGCAGUCCCGUGUCCUCAGAGCGGGAGCAGACUCGGUGCGAGCGUCACAGGGACAGCGCCCGGGCCUCCGCCGCCUCAGCCUCCGGUCUCUUCUCCCUCUUCCGUCCCCGUCCGGCCGCGGGUCUGUACGUCCCACAGUGUGACGAACACGGAGCCUACGAGCCCACGCAGUGCCACGCCGGCAUCGGACAGUGCUGGUGUGUGGACGCCAACGGUCAGGAGAUCCCCAACACCCGGACCGGACCCGGCAGCACUCCUCUGUGUAUCAACCAGGCAGUGACUCCUGCUCCGGUGGGUCCGACGCCGCGGCCGGAUGUUCAGCCCGUGGCUCCGGGAACACACCUGCUGUUUGCUCAGAGCGGGAAAAUCGAACACGUUCCUUUGGCCGGAUACAGCAUGAAGAAGGAGGAGGCCAAACCUCUGCUGCACAUCCCUGACCGGGUGGUGAUCGCCGUGGCCUACGACUGCGUGGAGAAGAUGGUUUACUGGACCGACAUCACCGGGCCGGCGAUCAGCAAGGCCAGUCUGAGCGGCGGGGACAUCGUCCCGGUCAUCACUAAAGAGCUGCAGAGUCCUGAGGGCAUCGCCAUCGACCACGUGUCCCGUCUCCUCUUCUGGACCGACUCCAUGCGAGACACCGUGGAGGUCUCCAAGCUGGACGGCAGCCAGCGCCGAGUCCUGUUCGACACCGACCUGGUCAACCCUCGACCCAUCGUCACCAGCCCAGCGUACGGGCGGCUGUACUGGGCAGACUGGAACAGAGACGGGCCGAAAAUUGAGAUGUCCAACAUGGACGGGACAGAGCGGACCGUCCUGGUGAAUGAUGACCUGGGGCUUCCCAACGGUCUGACCUUUGACCCCGACAACCAGCAGCUGUGCUGGGCCGACGCAGGAACUCGUAAGGUGGAGUGUAUGGAUCCUCACCGGCGGCUGAGGCGGCAGAUCGUGGACGGGAUCCAGUACCCCUUCGCUCUGGUCUCGUUUGGAAGGAACCUGUAUUACACCGACUGGAGGAGGGAGGCCGUGGUCGCUGUGGACCGUCACUCACUCAAAGAGACGGAAGAGUUUCUGCCGCAGAAACGGUCUCGGCUGUACGGCAUCACCACGACGCCCACGCAGUGUCCACAAGCUUUUAACUACUGCGCCAACAACGGCGGCUGCUCUCACCUGUGCCUGCCGCGGCUCGGCGGGUUCACCUGCCGCUGCCCGGACGCCGCCGACGGUCGAUGUGAGGAGAGAAACCUGUGAGUGGGCGGAGCGACGGC
Toxotes jaculatrix (banded archerfish) is the source of this 4096-nucleotide messenger RNA. Its product is annotated as nidogen-1-like. Gene Ontology annotation, biological process: cell-matrix adhesion. Lineage: Eukaryota; Metazoa; Chordata; Actinopteri; Toxotidae. The coding region runs from base 42 to 4079 and encodes 1345 amino acids. The transcript is spliced from 20 exons. The record is from RefSeq and is a predicted model, not a curated record. Gene Ontology annotation, molecular function: calcium ion binding.